AUGAAAAUGCUCGAUGAGGUUGAAUAUAUCCUGGCUGAAUGUGGUGGUGAUCCUCCCGAAGAACCAGACUGGAAACGACUGUUUGGGUCCAAUGUUGCAAGAGCAGACACCGAUACCAUAAGAGAGAAGAUUCGAGUUCAAGAGGCAAAGCGGCAUUUGACCUGGGUCCUUGUUGCUCUGAGGGUUCAAGCGGAAAUUCAGAAUGCAGAGAAACCAAACGGCGGCGUUGACAUCUCCGUUCUGCUGUCUCAAACGUGGGUGAAUUCUGCCUCGCAUGAAGCCAUGAGACAGUACAUCAAUACAUUGGUAACCAGUUAG
Messenger RNA from Rhinocladiella mackenziei CBS 650.93, 318 nucleotides. RefSeq lists its product as uncharacterized. The transcript is spliced from 2 exons. Bases 1 to 318 code for a protein of 105 amino acids. The record is from RefSeq and is a predicted model, not a curated record. NCBI's taxonomy places the organism in Eukaryota, Fungi, Ascomycota, Eurotiomycetes, Chaetothyriales, Herpotrichiellaceae.